CUCCUCCCUCAGUGCCUCACUGCAACGAAACAACCAAUCAAACAAAGAAACCAAACUACCAGAUUAACAAGAUGAACAUCCUCCUCCUCCUCUUCCUCAGCCUUCUCCAACUCAUCAGCGCCGCGAAAUCCGGCACCUACAACGCCGGCUGGCCCGUAGCCGGCACCUGGGUGGCGACCGACACGGUGUUCGCGCGCGAGACUGGCAUCGACAAGUAUCGAUUCACCAAAGCGGACGGACUCAUCUACACGUACCAGCUGGACAUCAACGUGGCCGAGGUGCAAGGGUCGUUCGGCAGCACGUACGUGUUUUAUGAAACGACGGACGAGUAUUACCUUACGGUCUUCACCCGGGGCGUGCACACAAUCAAUUUCAAUACCCAGGAUCCGUAUAUCUUGCAGGUCAAGAUUGUCGAGGGUUAAGCUUGAUAAUCUUUGAACCUAGGGCUCUGUGGGUGAGUGUGCUGUUUUGGGGGCUAGAUUUGUGGUAGAUAUGGUAUGGGGGAGAGGGGUAGAGGGACGAGAGGGCGGUUCUGCGUUUCUUAGCUGCAGUUCAACAUGAUAGUGACUUGGGAC
Molecule: messenger RNA, 575 nt
Organism: Aspergillus japonicus CBS 114.51
Lineage: Eukaryota; Fungi; Ascomycota; Eurotiomycetes; Eurotiales; Aspergillaceae
Exons: 1
Coding region: 72-422 (116 amino acids)
Source: RefSeq, a predicted model, not a curated record